Molecule: messenger RNA, 794 nt
Organism: Caenorhabditis sp. 36 PRJEB53466
Lineage: Eukaryota; Metazoa; Nematoda; Chromadorea; Rhabditida; Rhabditidae
Source: the annotation of a GenBank genome assembly
AUGUCUGACUCUGUCGCUGUUGCCGUCGUUGCUUCUCCGGUCGCCCCGGUCGUCGCCCAGGCUCCAAAGAAAGCUAAGGCCCCGAAGUCGCCAAAGGCCCCGAAGGCCCCGAAGGCUACCAAGAUCCCGAAAGCCAAGACUCCAACCAACCACCCGCCAUACAUCAACAUGAUCAAGGAUGCCAUCAAGUCCGUCAAGGAUCGCAAGGGAGCUUCCAAGCAAGCCAUCCUCAAGCACAUCUCCCAGAACUUCAAUCUUGGUGACAAUGUCAUCCAGGUAAGCACAACCCCUCACCCUUUAGCAGCUUAGAAUACCUUGUCUUCUCUAAUUGACUUAAUUCACCCUUCUCUUCAAAAACUAAUUGAUUAUUUUUCCAGAUCAACGCUCACCUCCGUCAAGCCCUCAAGCGUGGAGUCGCCGCCAAGGCUCUACUCCAAUCCGCCGGGACUGGAGCCAACGGACGCUUCCGCGUCCCAGAGAAGGUCGUUGAGAAGAAGCCAGUCGUCAAGAAGCCAGUCGCAAAGAAGACCACCGCUGUCAAGCCGAAGAAGACGACUGCCGCCAAGCCAGCCGCCAAGAAGACCACCGCUGCCAAGCCGAAGAAGGCGACCACCGCCAAGCCAGCUUCCGCCGUUGCCAAGAAAACCAAGAAGACCGCUUCGCCAAAGAAAGUCGCCAAGCCAGCAGCAAAGAAGGUCGCCAAGCCAGCCGCCAAGAAGGCAGCAGCUCCGAAGAAGGCCGCCGCCGCCAAGCCGAAAAAGGUUGCAGCCAAGCCAGCUGCCGCCAAGGCCUAA